GCAGCGGCGGCGGCGGCGGCGACCCUUCCGCGCUACCGGCUAGGCCUCCCGCGCCCCGCGCCCCGCGCCCCCAGGCUCGCCGCGCUUCGACCCCCGGGCCCAGCGGCCCCCAGCGCCUGCCAGGCCGCCCUCCCGACCCAGGCUCUCCCGGCCCCGCACUCCGGCCCGCUCGCCGCUCAGGCCCCGGCCCGCAGGCCGCCCGCGCCGCCAUGGGGGUGGAGGGUUGCACCAAGUGCAUCAAGUACCUGCUGUUCGUCUUCAAUUUCGUCUUCUGGCUGGCCGGAGGCGUGAUCCUUGGCGUGGCCCUGUGGCUUCGCCAUGACCCGCAGACCACCAACCUUCUCUACCUGGAGCUGGGGGACCGGCCGGCACCCAACACCUUCUAUGUGGGCAUCUACAUCCUGAUAGCCGUGGGCGCCGUGAUGAUGUUUGUCGGGUUCCUGGGCUGCUAUGGGGCCAUCCAGGAGUCACAGUGCCUGCUGGGAACGUUCUUCACCUGCCUCGUCAUCCUGUUUGCCUGUGAGGUGGCCGCCGGCAUCUGGGGCUUCGUCAACAAGGACCAGAUCGCCAAGGAUGUGAAACAGUUCUACGACCAAGCCCUGCAGCAGGCUGUGAUGGACGACGAGGCUAACAACGCCAAGGCCGUGGUGAAGACCUUCCACGAGACGCUCAACUGCUGCGGCUCCAAUGCUCUGACGGCGCUCACCACGUCCGUGUUGAAGAACAACCUGUGCCCCUCAGGCAGCAACAUCAUCAGCAACUUGUUCAAGGAGGACUGCCACCAGAAGAUCGACGAGCUCUUCUCGGGGAAGCUGUACCUCAUCGGCAUCGCCGCCAUCGUGGUGGCCGUGAUCAUGAUCUUCGAGAUGAUUCUGAGCAUGGUGCUGUGCUGUGGCAUCCGGAACAGCUCGGUGUACUGAGGCCACCACGAUGGCGCGCCACCGCCUGUGUACAUAGCGCCUGGCCUGCCUCCGCUCGCGCCUGGGGCUGGGCGCCCCUGCCAGCGCCGGGGGCUGCCACGUGCAGGUGGCACGUGUGUCAGUGGAGUCUGCCCAAGCCCGCCUCCCCAACCCCAGCCCUGCCCUGGGGGACCUCGGGGACCGGGGUGGGGGGCUCUGUCCCCUGGCUGCCCGCCCCCUCCCCACCUUUUUAAUCCCAGUUGCUUUCCCGGCCAUUCCGAGGGCCGGACCAGUGAGCGCUCUGCCUUCCACGCACCUGCCCUAACAUGUCACCUCCCCACUGUGACAGCGACAGCUGGAACGGUCACUUAAUAAAGAAGGAAAAACCAG
This is a messenger RNA of Ochotona curzoniae (black-lipped pika), 1289 nucleotides long. RefSeq names its product CD81 molecule (gene CD81). The transcript has 8 exons. Gene Ontology annotation, cellular component: membrane. Lineage: Eukaryota; Metazoa; Chordata; Mammalia; Lagomorpha; Ochotonidae. Bases 210 to 920 code for a protein of 236 amino acids. The record is from RefSeq and is a predicted model, not a curated record.